AUGUCAGAAAUAUCCAGCACGUACGAAAAUAACGGGCAAAAGCACCUAUUCGCACAUUGGGAAACCCUUUCUGCGGAAGAAAAAAGCGAGUUGCUCGCACAGCUAGGCAAGUUUGAUCCAGCUUGUCUCCAGCGCAAUUGCCAAAAGGCAAUUGCACUAGCAGAGGAGAAUAUGGGCUCCGAAAACGUCAUCAAGCCGCUCCCAGCCUCGUCCUACAAGUCGGUCAUCGACGACGUGUCCACAAAGAAACUGUAUGCUGAUCUCGGACUACAGGCCAUCAAAAACGGCCAAGUCGCUGUCAUACUAAUGGCGGGUGGUCAAGGGACUAGACUAGGGUCCAGUGCUCCCAAGGGAUGCUACGAUAUCGGGUUGCCAUCCAAGAAGUCUUUGUUCCAGAUCCAGGCUGAGAAAUUGCUAAGAAUUCAGCAGUUGGCCCAAGCGCAACAACCGAUCCCAUGGUAUAUCAUGACUUCGGGCCCCACCAGAGAAGCCACAGAAACAUUCUUCCAGAAAAAUAACUACUUCGGCCUCUCUCCCUCCCAAAUCACUUUCUUCAACCAGGGAACUUUGCCAGCACUAGAUAUGUCGGGCGAGAAACUAUUCUUGGGGUCCAAGACCGGGCUCGUGGAGUCACCGGACGGAAACGGAGGGUUAUAUCGCGCGAUAAAGAACAACAAGCUUCUAGAAGACUUCAACGCCCGCGGUAUCAAGCAUAUUCACAUGUACUGCGUCGACAACGUCCUCGUCAAGAUCGCCGACCCCGUAUUCAUCGGAUACGCCAUCCAAAACAAGUUCCAGCUAGCUACCAAAGCUGUUAGAAAGCGCGAUGCUCAUGAGUCCGUCGGUAUAAUUGCUACCAAAAACUCCAAACCCUGUGUAAUAGAGUAUUCUGAGAUCUCAAAACAAUUGGCAGAAUCUGUGGACGCAGAAUCAGGCCUCCUAACGUUGCGUGCUGCCAACAUCGUCAACCACUACUACUCCGUGGACUUAUUGAACGAGAAGCUAGACUCCUGGAUCGAGUCAAUGCCUUACCAUAUCGCAAAAAAGAAGAUUCCAUACUACGAUAAUGUUAACGAUAAGUAUAUCAAACCUACUGAACCAAAUGGUAUCAAACUAGAACAAUUCAUCUUCGAUGUUUUCCCAUCAAUCGACCUAGAAAAAUUUGGCUGCUUGGAAGUCGAAAGAGCAGAAGAGUUUUCUCCAUUGAAAAAUGCUCCAGGAACAGCUAACGAUAACUCAGAAACUGCAAGAGCUGCUUUCCUUACCCUAGGGACUUCUUGGCUCAAGAACGUAGGUGCCGUAAUUAAGGACAAUGUUUUAGUAGAAGUAUCUGCAAGAAGAUCUUACAGCGGUGAAAACCUCGAAGAAUUUAAGGGUAAAACCUUUGAUAAGCCAAAUCAUAUCUUAGAUUGA
Molecule: messenger RNA, 1413 nt
Organism: Kluyveromyces marxianus DMKU3-1042
Lineage: Eukaryota; Fungi; Ascomycota; Saccharomycetes; Saccharomycetales; Saccharomycetaceae
Gene: QRI1
Product: UDP-N-acetylglucosamine diphosphorylase
Exons: 1
Coding region: 1-1413 (470 amino acids)
Biological process (GO): UDP-N-acetylglucosamine biosynthetic process
Molecular function (GO): UDP-N-acetylglucosamine diphosphorylase activity
Source: RefSeq, a predicted model, not a curated record